Seminavis robusta is the source of this 1218-nucleotide messenger RNA. NCBI's taxonomy places the organism in Eukaryota, Bacillariophyta, Bacillariophyceae, Naviculales, Naviculaceae. The record is from the annotation of a GenBank genome assembly.
ACGUGGGAAACAGUCUUGAUUUGUCGAAAAGCCAAGAGUUGGCCGCUGGCUUCAUGCACUUGGCCCGUUCACUGUCAGGGACUUGACGUUGGUCGAUCGUAGAAGUGGUUUUUCUGCCCCCUCUCGCCGAACCAUCCAACAGAGGAUAUCGACACUAAGCCCCUUUUAGCUCUAGCUAGCUAGAGACCCCAAGUGCUUUGUCCGCCAGUUCCUUGUUGUGCAAGAUGGAAUCAACGCCAUCCCUACUAGAGACCACAUCUACCAAUACUCAGGAAAGCGUUGGUAGCGAUGCUGCAGUUCCUCCGCUUCAUCUCCUGUUGGAUGCAGGCUAUGGAAUACCACGUGAAGCUCGACCUCGACAGGAAAAAGUUCUGGCCAUUGCCAAGCAGAUUGCCAACUUUUUGGCAUGGCAAUGUCAACAGCAGGAUUCUUCUUGUAGCUUACGGGCACCAGUGACGGUUGUUGGCUGUCCCAAUGACGACAUGAAGACCGCUCUCUUGGAACGGCUGAAACAGCUUUGGGGGGAUACUACUGAAAUCGGGAGGCAAUCGGCUGAAAGACCAACUACUGUCGGUGAAGAAAGCUCUGGGAACAAACGUCUCCCGCCACAUUUCUCCUUUGCCAAAGAUUUGGAGCAUUCCAAUGAGCUGCUUCAAAAUGCCGUUUACUUGUCCCCUGAUGCAUCCUCCGCUUUGGAUCCAUGUGGAGCUCCUCCCUCCAAAGUCAUUGUUGGACUACUCAUUGAUCGACGAAUCCAACCCAAUCGAAGUCUCAAUAGAUCCGAAAAGUUGGAGAUACCUCCCCGUAGGUGGCCAAUGGAAGUUAUAGAGGACUAUCACCACCCCCAAGAACCACUCAAUGUGGAUACCAUCUUGGAAGCUCUACAGCAGUGGUCAUGGAAUCACGAGGGCAGCAGCACAACCCAAGAACGUCACGUCCAAGAUGACACACCGUUCCGUCGGGCCUCCCUUCAAGCGUUCCAACAUCAUGCACAGAGACAUCCUGCACGGCCGAAACAUAAACCAUGAACUACUUCCAACUAAAGAAUCUCUUCCAGCCUUGCUUCCUAUGCGCCAACUUUGCACAAACUAGCUGUCUCAUGCAAUUGCUCGGGCUCACACGCUGGCAUCCAUUGCAUGAUACUCUUGUACCCGUAGAACCCCUAUAAUCAUGUUGAUCUUGGCUUCAAUACUGUCAAUCUUGUCUUCUACUGUGCCA